This is a messenger RNA of Cylicocyclus nassatus, 723 nucleotides long. The record is from the annotation of a GenBank genome assembly. Lineage: Eukaryota; Metazoa; Nematoda; Chromadorea; Rhabditida; Strongylidae.
AUGACUUCUGAGUUCAACAUAAAAUCUUGCAAGCAACGUUUGACCAGGCAACUCAAUGAGCUUGCCAACAUGAUCGAUGAAGCAAAUACUUUCAAAGAACCUUGGCAAUACCCAACCAAUGCUGACGACAUACUUCAAUUCAUACUAGCAAACACAGCAAUAUUGAGAAACCUAAUAAAUCAGAUGAAAACAAAGGAAGACCAAAUCAUGGCUGAAUAUAGCAAUCAAGCUCGUGCUCUGGAAGCCUUCAAGUCAAUUAACACAGAAUAUGGAGAGAAUCUUGAAAAAGAGUUCGAUUCUUAUUGGGAAAACAAAAGGGCAGACGAAAGCCUGGACAUCAGUGUCUCAACUCGUCGAAAAUUGGAGACUAGAAUCGUGGAAUUAGAGUGCCAACAGCAGGCACUAGAGGCCUCAUCAAUGCGAAAACAGAGUUCAAAACCAUCAAUACAAGAAACAACUCAGCGUUGUACUUCACUUUUCCAAGCCAUGGAAGAUCAUCAACAAAAGGGAAUCAAUCAGACACUUUCACAAAGCAAUCAAACAACUGCUGAUUUGUUGGAGUUGUGGUGUAAAAGCGCAAUCGCUACACUGAAAGGCAGUCCCCCAAGCAGAUCUGACUGCGCAAGCUAUAACAGCUCAAUCACUUUCCGCAUGAAAAACCUAUGUGUAUACUGCCUAGACGCUGCUUUCGACGAAUCUCGCGAAAAACCCGAUAUUGAGUGA